AUUCUCUCUUGGCCCAACAUAGAGACUUCAAUGGAUCCUGCAGCCUCUCAACCACAUCAGACCACCACCACCACUGCCACUACCACCGCCAUUAGCCAAAUACAAUACCCAGAAUCCACCAACUCCUCACCGCGCUCUAGGCAAACCGAAACGUGGGACGAGCCAUUGCCACCGGUCCCGGGAGCAAAGCUGAGGCUAAUGUGCAGCUAUGGAGGGCACAUCAUUCCCCGCCCACACGACAAGUCCCUCUGCUACGUUGGUGGCGACACCCGCAUUGUGGUGGUGGACCGCAGCUCCUCCCUGGCGGAGCUCCACUCCCGCCUCUCCCACACGCUCCUCAACGGCCGCCACUUCACCCUCAAGUACCAGCUCCCCACUGAGGAGCUUGACUCCCUUAUAUCAGUCACCACAGAGGAGGACUUAGAGAACAUGGUUGAAGAAUAUGACCGCACCGUCUCAACAUCCCCUUUAAGACCUUCUCGUCUUCGCCUCUUUCUGUUCCUAUCGAAGCCCGAAACCGCAGCCUCCAUGGGAUGUCUCCUUGCUGAUGCCAAGUCCGAAACAUGGUUCGUGGAUGCUCUCAACAAUGCCGGGUUGCUUUCCAGAGGGCUAUCCGAUUCCGCCACUGAGAACAACAAUAUAGUGGAUCUUGAUGGGAUGAUGAUCCAGAGUGAUUCUGCCACAGACCUGCAGAAGAAUCAUCAUCAAAAUAGCAGCAGUGACAAUAAACAAUAUACAGUUCCAGAUUCACCAGUGGUUAUUGAGACAUCCUCUUUUGAUUCUUCCACUGUUUCUUCUCCAUCCAUGGCCAAUCUGCCUCCAAUCAAGGUCAGGGUUGAAGGGGGUGGUCUUAGAGUGAACGAUAAAAUAUUUGGGUUAGAAGAACAGUUGUCGCAGAUAAAUGUUGGCCCCCAGACCACACAGAAGCAAGAAGAUGGGGUUGAUAAUAAUGUGGCAGCCACGGCUGCAGUGCCACCUACUAUAUUUGCAAUCAACUCUGCUGUUAUCUCAGACUACGAGAAAUUAGAUGAUGGAGCACAACCCGGGAUCCGAAAACCGCCAUUACCACUACAGUUGGUUCCUCGCAAAACUGGAGAUGGUUAUGGCUUGUCAUCACCAGAUUCAAGACAUGCUGCUGGAGGAUUCAACUUAGCAUCACCAGAUUCUGUAGCCAGUGAUAGUAGCAUCACAUCUGCUGCAUCUUUCUCAAAACAUGCAACUAACCAGGAUGCAACUCAAGCCAUUAUAAGUAGGGAAAACAGAGCAGCAAUUGAUCCCAAGAGUAACAUUAUGGACACCACUACCUCUCUCAUCCAGAUGCAUCAUCAGGGCCAGGAUUCUGCAGCAGCUAUACAACACAACCAGCAGCAGCAACCACAGUUUAUACAUCCCAACACUACACACUAUUUUCAGCAUCCACCUGCAGGAGGCGGGGGACCGGUGCCAAUCUCGUCUUACUAUCCAAUGUACACCGGGGCGGCGCCCCCAUCACAGCAACAAAUGGAUCAUCAGCAUCAGCAUCAGCAAUACCCUAUGUAUCUACUGCCAGUUACUCAGCCCUACAACAACUUCGCAGCAGCACCGCCAUCUAGUACUCCGCCGCCAAACCCAACCACCAAUAAUGCUUACAAAGAAGCACUUCCACCUAUUUACCCCACAAAACCAGCUCCCCCCUCAUCUAAGCCGGAAGCCGCUGCAGCAAGUGUGUAUAGAACAGGCGCCGCAAUAACCCCUGCACUGCAGUUUCACCAACAAUUCUUUGGUCUUUCUUCACAAGCCCCUCCCCCUCCCAGCUCUGCAAACUAUGGAUAUGAUUAUUCCCAUAUUCCUACUCAAGACCAGCAGCUCUAUUAUGCUCAUCAGCAUCAAGUUGCACCACUGCCUUCUCAGUACCAAACUAUGACCCCCACCACUGCACUGCUACUGUCACAAGCUGCAGAGAAUGCCAUGCAACAACCCAAAACUUCUCAACCAUUAUAAGAGAUUUCAAGUUCGGUGCCUUUUAAUUUAUGUGGAUAUUCAAGAAUAGAUGAUCAUUGCAAUAUGAACUUAAAGCAGUAUAUCACCACUAUA
Messenger RNA from Ipomoea nil (Japanese morning glory), 2073 nucleotides. RefSeq lists its product as uncharacterized. Gene Ontology annotation, molecular function: protein binding. The coding region runs from base 31 to 1980 and encodes 649 amino acids. The transcript has 2 exons. NCBI's taxonomy places the organism in Eukaryota, Viridiplantae, Streptophyta, Magnoliopsida, Solanales, Convolvulaceae. The record is from RefSeq and is a predicted model, not a curated record.